AUGAAAGAGGAUCGCCGCCAUGUCGCUGUGGUGGGCACGGGGAUGGCUGGCUUGGUGACGGCGUAUUUGCUACACCACGAUCCACAGCAACGGUAUCGGGUGCGACUGAUGGACAAGAGAGAUCAAGUCUCCCUGAGCGCGGAAUCCGUCGCGGUGCCCUCCUCCCAGCCAGGGGAGAAAAAAUCCGUCUGGGCCGAUGUGCCCAUGCGCGCCUUCGCUGGCGGUUUCUAUGAGAACCUCGGCCGCAUGUACGACUACCUGGGCGUGCGAUACCACCCGCAACCGUUCCUGUUCGGGUUCUCGCGACUGGCUUCGCGACCGCAGCAGCACGAGGAAGCCCCGUACAUGGUGCAUGCGUCCAACUUCCACCAGCUGGGCCCGCUGCUCCCGCGCCGGGGCGAUUUCUUCCAGUGGGCGCUCGAGGCCGCCCUGGUGCUGCUGUGCUACCUGUGGUUCACCGUGUGCUGUUUCUUCGUCGCGCCGACCGAGGACGAGUCGUUUGGUCAUUAUCUCCGUCGCAUCUAUCUCCCGCGGCACUACAACGCCAACUACCUCCUGCCGCUGAUGUCGAGCGUGUGUACGUGCUCGCAUGCAGAGCUGCUGCGGUUCCCCGCGGCCGACGUGCUCGGGUACAAGCAGCGCACGCAUCGGCAGCCGCACUACGUCGUCACGGACGGCGUGCACAAGGCGCAGGAGACGUUGCUGCGCGGUCUGGACGUGCGUCUGGGCGUCCACUCGACCAGAGUCACACCCACGGCGAACAGGGUCGAGCUCACGUACCGACUGGCCGACAGCGACGCCGACAAGACCGAGGUCUUCGAUCUCGUCGUCCUCGCCGUGUCCCCGGACAUCGUGGCCAGCGUCUUUGAGCCGCUCACCUCGAGCCUACGCGACGUGCCUACUACUACGGUGACGACGGUCGCACAUACGGACUACGCCGCUCUCUCGCGUAUCGGCCUGGACGGCAGUAAGCCGGGAGGAGGAAUCUCGAGUCGACCGGGAAGCCCACAGCACAUCUAUCUGCGGUCGAACGGCUCCAGCACCGAGGCGGUGCACGCCCAACCCAACUCCAUCCUCGUGACGACCAACCCGCUCACGCCCAUCGACCAGAGCAAGAUCAUCCGGUCGGCGUCGUUCACGCGGGUGCUGCGCAGCCCGCAGAGCCGGCGGCUGAUCAACCGGAUCUUCGACGACGGCCGGGCCGAUGCCACGGCCAUCGGCUCGUGGCGCAAUGGCGAUGGCGGCGUGUAUCUGGCGGGCGGAUGGUGCUGGGACGGCAUGGUGCUGCUCGAGGGAUGCAUUGUCUCUGCGAUGCGGGUGGCCUCGGAUCUGGGGGUGGAGGUUCCAUGGGCCCCGUAG
Molecule: messenger RNA, 1359 nt
Organism: Aspergillus clavatus NRRL 1
Lineage: Eukaryota; Fungi; Ascomycota; Eurotiomycetes; Eurotiales; Aspergillaceae
Exons: 2
Coding region: 1-1359 (452 amino acids)
Molecular function (GO): oxidoreductase activity
Source: RefSeq, a predicted model, not a curated record